AACCUCCAAAGACGAACAAAGGAAAACUAUAAACGAAGCAGCUCCUUUAGCUUUGUUAAUUAUUUAGAAUAAAAUGUCCCGAUUAAUUCAGUGUUUAAUCGUCCGGAAGGACCUUCCAUGGCCUCCAGGAGCUCUCAUUGCUCAAGCCUGCCACGCCUCAUCGGCUAUAAAUCACACAACAAUUGGCGAAGCGAGGGAAGCAUUCGGAAAAGCGGAAGGUGUUAAAAUUUCCAUCAUGGAGGUGGAGAAUCAGGAAGCCCUUCAGGACGCCAAUGAUAAGCUGAACAAAUACGGAGUUGACUUCAAAUUGUGGACAGAACAACCCGAGAAUUUCCCAACUUGCAUUUGCCUCAAAAUUUAUUUAGAGGAAUUUGUAGAAAAAUAUCUCAAGGAAAUAAAUGCAGAGAAAGUUUUAUAAUUGAAGGAAUCAUUAA
Molecule: messenger RNA, 434 nt
Organism: Lutzomyia longipalpis
Lineage: Eukaryota; Metazoa; Arthropoda; Insecta; Diptera; Psychodidae
Product: putative peptidyl-tRNA hydrolase PTRHD1
Exons: 2
Coding region: 74-418 (114 amino acids)
Molecular function (GO): peptidyl-tRNA hydrolase activity
Source: RefSeq, a predicted model, not a curated record